AUGAGUUAGAGAUUGAACAGCAUUAUUAGGCAAUUCUCAGUCAAACCUGCAUAAAUAAAGUAAAUAGCUAAGAGGGUAUUUCUUUAUUUUGGAUGCCUUUUCUUAGUCGUCAAUGUAUUGGAGUGGAAAAUACUUUAUCUUCCUAGCGUUGAUGGAUAAUUCUCUCACAAUAACUACCCUUAUUUUAAAUCACCCUAAGAAAGAAAUUUACCUUUCGAAGAUAUAGAAAUCUAACAUGAUGGUGUUGAAUUGAAAGGAUGGUUUAUAAAAUAAUAAAAUUUUCAGACAGCUCCAACAGUAGUAUUCUUCCAUGAGAACGCUGGAAACAUUGGAUGGAGGUUGGAAUACGCUCAUUAAUAUUAUGAUCGAGUAAAAUGCAAUUUUGUUAUUGUUGCAUAUAGAGGUUACACUUAUAGCACUGGCACUCCACACUAAAAUGGCAUUCAAAAAGAUGCUAAUGCUAUUACUAAUUAUGUUUUUAACAAUUUAAAGAUUGAUAAAUCUAAUGUUUUUGCACAUGGAAGAAGUCUCGGAGGAGCUGUUGCUACUUAUGCCUUUCAUCAAAGAUAAGAAAAUGCUAAGCAAACAGGAGAGAUGUAAUAUAAAGGUUUGAUUAUUGAAAACUCAUUCACUCAAAUCGCAGAUGUGGUUUCAAAUAUGAAUAGCCUUUUUAAAAUUUUAAGUCCUUUUAUUAUGUUUAAUACAUGGAAGACAAUUGAUCUUGUGCCAAAGAUUUAAAACCCAAUCUUAUUCAUUUCAUCUGGCCAAGAUGAAGUUAUUCCUCAUUAAUAAAUGUUUAGACUUUCUUAAGCUGCACAGAAUACAAGUUAAAAGUUUGAUUAUCACAUUCCUCAUGGAGAUCAUAACUCAAAUUGGAAUUAUGAUAGAAAUGAAUAUUUUGGUACUAUCCAAAAAUUCAUAAAUUCAACAUCUUAACUUUGAAUCGAACAUGAAAUAAUUUUUUUAUUUGUGCAAAAUUUAA
Paramecium tetraurelia is the source of this 982-nucleotide messenger RNA. RefSeq lists its product as uncharacterized. Gene Ontology annotation, molecular function: palmitoyl-(protein) hydrolase activity; serine-type peptidase activity. The record is from RefSeq and is a predicted model, not a curated record. Gene Ontology annotation, cellular component: membrane. Gene Ontology annotation, biological process: proteolysis. Lineage: Eukaryota; Ciliophora; Oligohymenophorea; Peniculida; Parameciidae. The transcript has 4 exons.